Messenger RNA from Rhodotorula graminis WP1, 1034 nucleotides. RefSeq lists its product as uncharacterized. The record is from RefSeq and is a predicted model, not a curated record. Gene Ontology annotation, cellular component: proteasome regulatory particle, lid subcomplex; proteasome regulatory particle; nucleus. The transcript is spliced from 5 exons. Gene Ontology annotation, biological process: proteasome-mediated ubiquitin-dependent protein catabolic process. The coding region runs from base 116 to 955 and encodes 279 amino acids. NCBI's taxonomy places the organism in Eukaryota, Fungi, Basidiomycota, Microbotryomycetes, Sporidiobolales, Sporidiobolaceae.
CCCGAAACGCCCCCGCCCCUCGUCCCCCUCCGACCUCUCGUCCACCACCGCCAACAAGCGCACGCUCGUCACCCCGUCCCGUGAACUCGAGCACCUCCACCUCGACUCGACUACCAUGAGCGCAGAAGCCACCCAGCUCUACUCCCGCCUCCAGCAGGAGUGGGCAAAGGGCCCCGACUCGCUCGACAACGCCGCCGUCAAGCAGCUCCUCGCCCAGCUCAAGGUCCACCUCUCCGACCUCGGCCUCUUGUUUCCCGACUCAGACAAGGUCGACCAGGGCGCCCUCACCACGGCCCGCGACAUCCUCGAACUCGGCGCCCUCUUCUCGGUCCGCACCGACGACCUCGCCUCGUUCGACCGCUACCUCUCGCUCCUCUCGUCCUUCUACGCCGGCAAGCUCGCCACCACCCUCCCGACCUCGCACAACGAGGCGCCCUUGACGGCCCUCUCGCUCCUGCGCCUCCUGAGCCAGAACCGCAUCGCCGACUUCCACACCGUCCUCGAGACGCUCGAGCGCAAGCACGUCGUCGACAGCAAAGAGGUCGCCUGGGUCAUGCAGCUCGAGCGCUGCCUCAUGGAGGGCUCGUACUCGCGCGUCUGGUCCCUGUGCCGCCCCACCACCUCCUCCUCCUCGACCCCCUCCUCCUCCUCAGCCUCGCACCUCCCACUCCCCGAGUUCGCCCACCUCACCCCGCCCCUCCUCGCGACCGUGCGCACCGAGAUCGCGGCGUGCGACGAGCGCGCGUACGAGAGCCUGCCCCUGCGCGACGCGCGCACGCUCCUCUUCUUCGAGUCGGACGACGAGGUCAAGAGCUUUGCGGCUCAGCGCAACUGGCACCUCGACCCCUCGACCCACACGCUCCACUUCCCCUCCGACGACGCGCGCGAGCUCGACCGCGCACAGGUCAUUGGCGCCGCGCUGCGGUACGCCAAGGAGCUCGAGAGCAUCGUCUGAGCUCGGGUGUCGAGCCGAGGCGCGGCGCGAGAGGGUCGUAGCGCAGGGCGAGAGGAGGAAUCGGAUUGGCGUGACUUGG